Molecule: messenger RNA, 1411 nt
Organism: Carassius auratus (goldfish)
Lineage: Eukaryota; Metazoa; Chordata; Actinopteri; Cypriniformes; Cyprinidae
Product: septin-5-like
Exons: 4
Coding region: 135-395 (86 amino acids)
Molecular function (GO): GTP binding
Source: RefSeq, a predicted model, not a curated record
GCACUCCAUUUGCUGUGAUUGGGAGCAACACGACAGUGGAGGUCAAAGGUCAGCGGGUGAGAGGGAGACUUUACCCAUGGGGCAUUGUGGAAGUGGAAAAUCAGUCCCAUUGUGACUUCGUCAAGCUGAGGAACAUGUUGAUUCGCUCACACAUGCAUGAUCUGAAAGACAUCACGUGUGACGUUCACUAUGAAAACUACAGAGCGCAGUGCAUACAGCAAAUGACAAGCAAACUGUCCCAGGAUAAUCGUGUGGAGAGCCCUAUCCCUAUACUACCACUGUCCACCCCGGACGCAGAGACAGAAAAGCUGAUAAAGAUGAAAGAUGAAGAGUUGCGGAGGAUGCAGGAGAUGCUUCAAAAAAUGCAGCAGCAGAUGCACGAACAGGACCUGUAAAUGCCGCUCUGAACAAAAACAGCCGAUUUCAACUUUCAGCUUUUACACAAGCAGACACGUAACACUUUAACAUCCCACUGAAGGAUAUACAGUAGGGAAAGCAAACACAACACAGAGAUAUGAAUGCAUGUGUCGAGCACUGCGGUUAAAAGGGUCGCUUCACCUGAGCCUGAUAUCUAAAACCAGGCUCCAAGUUUAAAUAUUUAGUUACGCUAAAAGAUUUAGUGAUAGUUUGUUUUCACACUUUGUACAGUCCAUGUGAUGCUGUAUGACUGUUUCCAUGGCAAAGACUGCUGCUUUAUUCACAGUAGACAUGGCAAAUGCUCUGUCGUUUUUUUUCUUCUGCCGUUUUUAUGAUCUGUUUCUAUCCCCUUUUCUUUAUAAUAUUUAGUAAUGUGUGUGUGCGAAUGUGUGCCUGUGCCAAUUUGAUUAAAACAAGUGGAAUGCUAAGUGGAAAACCAAAUAUUUGAGUGUUUUUCUACUUUUAAAGAAGCUUUACCAACCAGUUAUUAAAUUCUGAACAAGGUUUAGAAGUAUGAAAACAUUUGCAGUAUUAAAGCAAAUACUUUAACCUUAAUCAUUUUUUCAUUCUUCAUUAAUUUAUUUGUCUCUGAAGGCCUUAUCAGAGCACCUUGAAUUGCAAACUUUGUUGUACGACUGCUAAAUGUUGAAGGGAAUUUUCACUGAUCCAACCUUUUGUCUACAUUAUUGAUUGAACAUGAAAAUUUAAUUCUCAAUUUUUUAUGAGAUUCAGGUUAUAAUAUACCACAUAGGAUGACUGUUCCAGUCCUAUAACACCAAAUUAUUCAUAAUAUUUUACAAAAUGGAUAUCAGACAAUCUUUAUCAGGCUCUAACUUCUUUAUAAAUAUACUUGUUGUUGGUUGGUUUUACAUGGAUACAUUGAGAUAUUGAUUUGUAUGCCCUGUAUGUAUUUACUCAAGCUAUUCAUAUGAGCGUGACAGAUGCAACAUCUGGCAUUUAUCAUGAUUCCUUUGAAAAAUAAACACCAUCUGUG